GACAGAGAAAAUUGAGCAAUCCAUCUCCAACUAAUGAUAUCUCUCAUGCUUACAUGCCUUCUUCCCCUUUCAUCUCUCUCUCUAAAUCCCUUCCCCUUCCUCCCGCCUCCUGAGUAUUAACCCAUCCAAAAUUCACCCAACAAUAUGGAAAUCCAACCGCAAAUUUUCGAUUUUCUCAAAUUUGACAAGCAAAACUCUUCCGCCACAUUCAACACAAUCGCUAAAUUGCGCCACUUCUUCGAGCUUCUGCUCCUCCUAGGGCUCAUCUCCUGGUCUUCCGCCCACGCGCCGCCGCUCUUCCGAGUCGCCGCCGCCUACGGUGUCGAACUCUCCACCUACCUCUUCAACCACCACGUUGUUUUCCUAAUCGGCAACGCCAUCAUUUUCUCUCUGUUCCUCCUCUGCCGCCGCCAGAGCGAUUCCGCCGCGUCGGGCGACGAUUUCUACGACGAGUACGCCAAGCACAGUGACACCGCCGCGGCGGAGGCGGAUCGCGCCGAUCUGCCUCCGCCAGUGGAGAACAAGCAAAUUGUAGUGCGCGCGGAGGUGCAAUCGCAAUGCGACGAAAACGACGACGUUUCGGAGGCGAUAUGUAGCGCGAGGAGGCAGAUAAAGCGGUUCGAGAGGACGCAGUCGGAGAAGUUGAGGCGAGAAAUUAAGGCGACACUGAGGAGAUCGGAGACGGAGGUGCGGCGGAAAUCGGUCGAUGCGGCGGAGAUCGAGAGGCUCAGCAGCGAAGAGUUUCAGCGCAAAAUCGACGCAUUCAUCGACGAAAAUUGGUCUACGAAGAAAAAGUAGAAAUAGUGAGUAAUUAAACUGGGUGGGUCAAAUUGUCUGAUGCUCUGUUUUUUAUUUGUAGCUCUGGCCAACUUCAUCUGCUUAUUAUACAUAUGUUACUCCUUGUUUUCUAAUUUCAAUAAUUAUCUCAUCUAAUCUAUAUGUAAUUACAAUAAAUACGAGUAAGUUGUGUUUACAUUUCUA
Molecule: messenger RNA, 981 nt
Organism: Salvia hispanica
Lineage: Eukaryota; Viridiplantae; Streptophyta; Magnoliopsida; Lamiales; Lamiaceae
Source: RefSeq, a predicted model, not a curated record